GGCGGCGAGCCUCGCGCCGCCCGCCCCGCGCCGAUGUAGCCCGCAGUCGGAUGCUCCCGCCCGCGCCGCCCGCCCCGCCUCGUCGCCGCGCGCGCAGUCUAGCCGCCCGCCCGCCCGCACCGCGUCUGCGACCCGUGUUCCUGUGGGCCCGCCAGCGAGACGGCACCGUGCAGGAGGUGCACUGCGAGGACUACGACCCGCGCAAUCGCAUCCGCAUAGCGCGCACCCCGGCCGGCUGGCGCGUGAUCCCGCGCACCGAGAUCUACAACUCGAUUCGCAUCCCUCCCGUGCAACCGCGGGACCGUAAGGAGCGGCGCCGGCGUCGACGAUCUGACGGCCCGCGUCGUCGUCGCCCGGCCGUCCCGGAGCCCGCACCUGCGUGGCUCCCCCCCGACCUGGAGUCGCACAUUCCCUCCCACACGAUAGCGGUGCCUCGCCAGCAGGUGCCCGAGCCGACACCGCUCGACAACCUGCUGGCGGUCGCCGAGCUCGAAUUCAACCAACAGCGCGGUGAAGAGGCGCUCGGGCUGGAUCUGCAGGCUGCCGUCCCGGCGCAUCCUCCCGCCGCCCCGUCUUACUCUUUCCUGCAAUCGGAAGAGGUAGCGCGGGACGUCAUGUCCUUUGAUCUGAGCGCAUCGAAGCCACCGGAAGCGAUGUAUUACGAGCGCAAAGCCCAAGCUCAGAACUGUACCGAAGACAGCGCUUACGGCGGCGACAUGAGCGUGCACAAGGACCUGUUCGAUACGAUCAGUGAAGCGCACUAUUUGCCAGAGCUUGGAGGACCUCACGAUGAAGCAUUGCUAGAUUCGCUGGUCGAAAAAGGUUGCGAAGAUAACCAAAUCCUCGGACAGACGCUGGACAAACUCGCCCAUCUAGUUCACGGGGCCGCCGAGUACGCAGAGUCUGAGGAGGACAUGUUGCUAAAUAACGGUCCAGUCUCUGAUAUCAUCGACAGACUCGAACACUCACUCGAAUCACCGAGCCGGAGCAGCAUUACCGCUGCUCAGGGUCUUCUGCACCUUCACCACAUAGGCGAUCACCACCUUACCCAACCGGAGCAUCAAAGUUCCGUGGAGAGCUAUAUGUCGGAUGAAGUGUUUGUAGCGGAACCUUCCAGUGAUUGUGGCCUUCAGGCGCUCAGCGAAGCCUCCGUAAUGCAAGCGACUAACAACGUCAAUCACUACACUGACCCCAUAGAAAAGAGUAUACAUGACGACGUGGCGUCAUCCGACACGAUGUAUUCAGAACAAGUAUCUGAUUUACAAGAGAGCUAUGAAUCCGAAAAACGUUACGUAGAACCCCAGGGGUCGAUACCUGACCAAAGCGAUGACACAUCAACUGAGGACGAACCCAAAGACGCUACAUCACAAAAUAAAGACGAUGAUUGUCAGACCGACGGCGAGCUUGACAGUAAAAUUGAGGAGCCGGACAUAGACGACCAGCCUCCCGAUGAUGAACCUAUUCUGAAUUUAGCUCAAGAACUAUCACAGGCGUCAACUAACGAUGAAAAUUCUCCGACUGACUUAAGCGUUAAACAUGUCGAUAAAGAUAUACCUAAAGUAGUGGCUAGGGCAGCCGAGACCACACACGCUAUCGAAGACAAUUUGUCGGACAAGAGUGAUGAACAACCUAAAGAUCUAAGCGUACACAGAAGGAUGGCCACUCCGCACGCCUCACCGCGGAGAAUAGAAAUACCGCGAGCACCUUCGAGAGAAUCAGAUGCGAUGCAAUCUCCUCAGCCUAGUGGCAUACCGGCAGUGCCGUCAUCGCCGGAAAUCUUCACGAUGCCCGUGACAAAAAGUAAACAGGCUCUAUUUUUAGAAACACUACUUUCGUCUCCGUCGCCUAAAAUGUAUACAUCCGAAGUUACGAUCACGAAGCAACAGUGCGAACCCUUGAAUUUAGGAAAACACAGGAAGUCAGCGAGCCCGACAGUGUCGAGCUGUUCGGAUGAAAUUAGGAAAAUUAACAAGGAAUUCGGCGAGCCUCAAGAGAAACGUAUAAAACGUGAGUCAACCGAGGACCUCGCUAAGAUAAAUAAAGUGUUCAACAAGUGCGGAGAAGUUAAACCUAAAAAGAUCGAAUGGCCCGCGUUCAAUUUCGACGACGACCCUAUCAAACAGCUACAGACUCUCAAAUCAAAUGCAGAUUAUAACGUUCCAGACCCGAUGUUGAUCCCGAAGGAUAAGUUAAAUUUGAUACUUGCCUCUCCCGGCAAAGAAAUAAUGAACUUAUUGAGUUCAAGGCCGGAAUUACAGCUCCCGGAGGCAUUCGCUUUUCCUGCCGUGCUGCAAGACCCCGAUGUACUCGUCAUAUCAUUAUCACAAUUAGAAACUAUUUUAGAAAAUCAAAAUAAGGGAAAAACAUCGCCCAAACCUAAAGAUCCUAAGCCGGCAUCGAAACCGACGCCGGUCGCUGAACCGCCGACAACGCCAUGCACCGAACCGUCUACUACUCCUCAACCUGACCAGCAGACGAGUCACCCAAAACCGAUUCCGUCGAUGGAUGCCUUAGCUGGGGACAUCGAUGCCGCGACCUCGGCUGCACUCAACCACAUGCUGUGGCUACCUUACCUUACUCAAUUGGAGGCAGUAGCCAACUGUUCGCAGAGCUUAAAUUUCUUGAAAGCAUUAAAUUCUUCAGGAUACAACCCGUCGAAUUACGCAGAGUUGUCGCAGAUGUUCAACCCGGCGUCUCGUUUCAUGGGGCCGUCCGGUUUUCCCAUGAUGCCUCCUAUGGAUUACGAUAACCGGUUACAGUUCGCUAUGUGGCAGGAGGCCAUGAACCACGCGAAUUCAGCUCAGCGCAGCGGCGGCAAAACGAACUCCACACCGGAUACGCAAAUGAAAGACGUAACUACAAAAAGUAAUGAUGUUCAAAAUCCGUACGUGCACUCGACGAAGAAUUAUCAAAAUAAAACGCAUUCGGCGGCGCGGACAAGCCCUAUCGCUCACAACUACAACCACGGCCAGCGGUCUAUGCCACAAAACCCGUAUCUACAGAACAUGUACGCGGGGAUGAACCCGAACAUCAGGCCUAACGUGCCCCUGCCCGGCCUGCAGAUACCGUACUUCAACCCCAACAUGAUGGGCAGCCAGAGAUCUCCGCGCACAACGCAACAGAAGAGCCCAACGUCGCCCUACUAUCCGAACAACAAUUAUUUGUCCUCAACGAAACAAGCGGAGGGCCAGAGCACGCGCAGUAGCAGUUCAAGCUCUCAGGAAUCUCCACGGCCGCGGAUAACCGUGAAAUCGCUGCAUAAUUUGAUGGAGCCCAUGGUGGCAGCCGCGGCUGCGACCGCGUCCGGUGCGGGGGCCACGUCUCGGCGCAGCUCGAACACUCCAGCCUCGCUGGGCCGGCGCCGGGAAGAGCCAGAGGUCGGCAGCACCACGCCCCUCGGCGAGCCCCAGCCGCACAUACCGCCGCAUCCGCACGACCCAUCCUCCUUCCACUUAUGGCAUCCACUCUUCGGCAACCAAAAAAGCUACAACAGCCCGUGGAAUUGGACAACUGUGACCGCGACGGGGGACUGACCUAGGGCUCCGCGCGGUCCCCCUGCGCACCAUCACUGAUCGCAGCCGAUGGAGCGCCAGCCGGUCUCACGCGGAAUACAAAAACCUAUAAAUAAACAUUACAUACACCUAAACAACAAUACCAUAAAGACGUGAUUGAAAAAAAAAACAAAAAAAAACGUUUUUUUUUUAGUUUUGUGCUAUUUUAUUUGGUCCGUUAAAAACAACAAAGGCCCUAAGUGAAAAGUGGUUGAAUAUAUCCUUGGACGGAAACUAUAAGCGUAUUUUAAUAUCUACUUAGUGAUAAACUUAACGAAAAUAGAAUCUUUGUAAAGUUAUAUAAAACUUAACUGUAAUAGUGAACUAUCGUCGUGCAUUGUUUUCUCAUAUCGAUGUCUUAGUUGUGCGGAAAGCCUUAUAUGUUUAAUUUUUUUAAUGGAUUUUAUGACCUGGUAACCAAGACCUUUAGGUCAUGUCUUAUUUUAAUUAAUAUUCAUAUUUUUAUGAAAAAUGAUUUU
Bombyx mandarina (wild silkworm) is the source of this 4030-nucleotide messenger RNA. RefSeq lists its product as uncharacterized. NCBI's taxonomy places the organism in Eukaryota, Metazoa, Arthropoda, Insecta, Lepidoptera, Bombycidae. The record is from RefSeq and is a predicted model, not a curated record.